Molecule: messenger RNA, 1029 nt
Organism: Arabis nemorensis
Lineage: Eukaryota; Viridiplantae; Streptophyta; Magnoliopsida; Brassicales; Brassicaceae
Source: the annotation of a GenBank genome assembly
AUGCAAUUUUUUAGUUGCUUGUGUUGUGGUAAAGGAUUUGAUGGGAAAAAGAAGGUGAAGAGUGAACCAUCAUGGAGGAUUUUCUCACUUAAGGAGCUUCACGCAGCUACAAACAGUUUUAAUUACGAUAAUAAACUCGGUGAAGGUCGAUUUGGAAGUGUGUAUUGGGGUCAACUAUGGGAUGGUUCUCAAAUUGCGGUGAAGAGAUUGAAGGCAUGGAGUAGUAGAGAAGAGAUAGAUUUUGCUGUAGAAGUCGAGAUUCUUGCUCGUAUUCGACACAAGAAUUUAUUGAGUGUACGAGGUUACUGUGCGGAAGGACAAGAACGACUCAUUGUGUAUGAGUAUAUGCCAAAUUUGAGCUUGGUUUCGCAUCUUCAUGGUCAGCAUUCGUCUGAGUCGCUUCUUGAUUGGACCAGGCGGAUGAAUAUCGCAGUAACUUCUGCUCAGGCAAUCGCCUACUUACACCAUCAUGCAACACCUCGAAUAGUCCAUGGAGAUGUUAGAGCAAGCAAUGUGCUGCUAGAUGCCGAGUUUGAAACGCGGGUUAUGGAUUUCGGGUAUGGUAUACUGAUGCCAGAUAAUGCAGAAGAUGGAGCUAACAAAGCCACCAAGGGUAAUAAUCUUGGGUAUCUCUCACCGGAAUGUACUGAAACAGGAAAAGAAUCAGAAAUGGAAGAUGUGUAUAGUUUCGGUGUUGUUUUGCUGGAGCUGGUUACCGGUAAGAGACCUAUAGAAAAGCUAAACCAAACAACAAAACAAGGUAUUACCGAAUGGGUGUUACCUUUGGUUUACGAUAAAAAGUUUGGCGAAAUUGUGGAUCAAAGGCUAAAUGGAAAGUAUGUGGAAGAAGAGCUGAAAAGGAUAGUUUUGGUAGGGCUUAUGUGUGCUCAGAAUGAGAUAGUGAAGAGACCAACAAUGUCUGAAGUGGUCGAAAUGCUGAUGAAUGAAUCAAAGGAGAAAAUGUCUCAGCUUGAAGCUAAUCCACUCUUCAACAGAAACAAUGGAGAGGAAAUUGUAGAACAUCAUUGA